Messenger RNA from Hydatigera taeniaeformis, 1017 nucleotides. The record is from the annotation of a GenBank genome assembly. Lineage: Eukaryota; Metazoa; Platyhelminthes; Cestoda; Cyclophyllidea; Taeniidae.
AUGUUCGAGGUGCGCCAAGGCGCCGAAGCCUCCGUAAGAGAGCAUCCAUGGUCACAUUCCAUCGGACCCGUGUGUCGAUUUCAAGCAAUUGAUCAUGUUCGGAAUGCGGCUCCCCAUGAAGUGUCAACUUCACCAGAAAAGGCCGACUUGGAGACACGGAUCGAGAGAUUGUGCGCCAGCCUUCAAAGCAUUCUGGACCGGUCCAGAACGAAGGAGAGAUGGAGCAGAAGAGAUAAAACUCAAUCUACGUACACCACUUUUCGUCAAUACUUCCCUCAACCUUAUGGACGGGAUAUUUCUAAAGCUGACAUGUAUAUUGAUAGUGGAGGAAAUUUGCACGGACCUCUGGACUUGAAGCACUCUUCAAAGUUGGAUGGAGUGAGAAAAUCCAGUGGCAGUUUUAUCAAGAGGUCGUGGGUAGAAGGACAGCGCUCACAGUCUUCCACACGAUCAGAGGCCAAUUACCAAACUCUUGAUGGUCGUCGCUCAAGGACGUGCUCAGAGUCGAGAGGUCAUGUGAGCGCUGAGAUUGAUGGGCUAUUGGACGACCUCAAUCGGAUGCGGCAUCGUGAGAGUCUUAGCAACCGCAUUGGCAUCACUCGUUGGUCGUCUCUUGGCACAGUUCGUGGCGACGGCGGGAGGUACAGCACCACCCUAACCAGGCGUCAUAUGAAGCGUGGUCGUGAGCCUGUGGAUAUUUACCUCAAGAAACCGCUGACUUCCAAUCUGUCAAAAGUGGAUCUGUUGUCAGUGGACAACCGCAACGUGUCUCGAGUUUCUCCGAUCACCUUACAAGUGGACAACCGAAGUGCUGAACGUGAACAGCGUCUGAUGGAUGAACUGAUGGAGACGAGACGCGAACUGCAGCACACUCGUAGCCUCAUGUCGGAGGAGGGAAAACGGGGCCUCAACUAUGGAUCCACGCUGAAGGUUCCUGUCAACAAUGAGAUAUCGAGAAAUCAACCCAUCAGGCAAAAUUUGCCCAACAGUGGCCCAACGGCCCAACACUUGCGUUAA